Messenger RNA from Arabis nemorensis, 849 nucleotides. The record is from the annotation of a GenBank genome assembly. Lineage: Eukaryota; Viridiplantae; Streptophyta; Magnoliopsida; Brassicales; Brassicaceae.
AUGAAUCUUUCUCCGUUUAAGAGAGAUAUCGAUGAACUCAUAGACGAGUUUGUGGAGGGUGAUUUUACCAGUUUUGCUGAUAUGAAGCGGGUGUGGCUAUCCCGAAUGUUUUCUUAUAUAUACGACGCCAUUCCUAACAAGAAACUAGCCUUUGUCAUGCAGUCACUAUAUGCUCAUUCCAUUGGUCACAUGGUUAGUAUUGAUUCUUUUUCACGGAGACUUGGAGGUCUUUACUGUCUCUAUUGCCUUCAUGAGGUCCAACCUUUCAAACCCAUGUUCAGGAUUUUUAUCUCACUUCACGAGCUUGGGAAAUUUAGGGAUCUAGUCGUUGAGGCAAAAGAUAAAGGCGUAGAGAUAGCUACUGCCGUGGCGAAACAAAUGCUUGAUAAAAACGUGUUUAUAUUUGGAGCUGUGGAUUUAAAUGAAGCGUCUUCAACUGAGAAACUCAAUCAUUUAACAGAGCUACAGAAUGCACGAGUGCGGUUAGCCUAUAAAAAAUUAAUCUCUGACACUGAGAUUGAGAAAUUUAUACAUAUGGAUAUGGGUAAUGAAGUUGAUCUGAGUUCUCUACAUAAAAUGUCUAUAGAAUAUGCAAAGGCCAAGAUGCGCGCAAUAAAAGUUGCAGGAGAAAUAGUGGAGAUUGAGAACAUAAAGCACAUAUCGGAAGAGAAAGAAUUGAUGGGAGAGAGUGUGGAGAAACUGAAGGAGGAAUGGGAUUCACAAAGAGUUUCGUUUUAUGAACAAACCAAGCUCAAUUGUCUUACUACGACUCAGAAACAAGUGGAAGAUGAUAACAAUGAUGAAGAUGAGGGGUUUGAUGAGCUUGAUCGCCUACUUUCUGAGAGCUGA